Ochlerotatus camptorhynchus is the source of this 549-nucleotide messenger RNA. RefSeq names its product 2-methoxy-6-polyprenyl-1,4-benzoquinol methylase, mitochondrial-like. Gene Ontology annotation, biological process: ubiquinone biosynthetic process. The transcript has 3 exons. The annotation marks the transcript as partial. Gene Ontology annotation, molecular function: methyltransferase activity. Lineage: Eukaryota; Metazoa; Arthropoda; Insecta; Diptera; Culicidae. The record is from RefSeq and is a predicted model, not a curated record.
CUAAUUAAUUUACUAUAUUACAGAUUAAAUUUGAAACCCAACAAUUCUACGAUCGACUGGGUAUGUGCAAAUGCGGAAAGCUUACCAUUUGCUGAUAAUUCAUACACUGCCUAUACCAUCGCAUUCGGAAUCCGCAAUGUUACGCAUAUAGAUAAGGUGUUAUCCGAAGCUUACCGUGUGCUGAAACCUGGUGGACGCUUUCUGUGUCUUGAGUUCAGCCAUGUUUCCAAUGACUAUUUGAGAUGGAUAUAUGACCAGUACUCAUUCCAAGUAAUUCCUCCCAUGGGACAGAUUCUUACAAGUCAAUGGCAACCAUAUCAGUACUUGGUGGAAAGCAUACGAAAGUUUCCCAAACAGACGGAAUUCAAAGCAAUGAUUCAGGAUGCAGGCUUCAAAUGUGUUGAGUACGAGGAUCUCACGUUCGGUGUUUGUGCAAUACAUUCGGGAUUUAAGCUAUAAUUUUUUUCUGUUUUUAAUUAUUCUAAAAUUGAUAACUUAUUAAACAUAAAGUUAAAAACAACGAACAUGCAAAUAAAAUUGUGUCCAUCA